Toxorhynchites rutilus septentrionalis is the source of this 4894-nucleotide messenger RNA. RefSeq names its product protein gone early (gene goe). NCBI's taxonomy places the organism in Eukaryota, Metazoa, Arthropoda, Insecta, Diptera, Culicidae. The transcript has 13 exons. Gene Ontology annotation, biological process: protein processing. Bases 895 to 3780 code for a protein of 961 amino acids. The record is from RefSeq and is a predicted model, not a curated record. Gene Ontology annotation, cellular component: plasma membrane. Gene Ontology annotation, molecular function: metalloendopeptidase activity.
GAUUAGUUUAAUUUCGUUCGUGCAUUUGGUCGGAUGUGGGUGCGUUCAGUCAUUUUUCUCUAGUGUUAAGCCGGAACCGGAUAAAUAAAGCAGUUCUUGGUCCAAGAGAGGUGGUGUGAAAGAAGACGCCAGCGUGCGCGUGCUUCGCGGUGUUUUGCGGAAAUUUCGCGGCUUGUAGGCGCUUUGAAAUUUUGAAAUCAAUUGUGACCGUUUAGUGAUUUUUUUUUGUUUCGCGAUUCCUGACAGUUGAAGAAGAAAACAUGUUAUUGUAGGACUUCUUCCCUGCAACUGGUGCCGGUGGAAAGAUUCGGUAAGAAAAGGGAAUAGAAAGUGAUUUCAACGCGUGUGGGCGCUCAUCAAGUGAGAGAAUCUAUCCUGUAAUACGUAAUUGUCCAGCUGCUGAGAAAGGCAUAUCCAAAAGUUUGGAAAGUAAGAUUUCCACGCGAAGUCGUGUCCCCUCGCGCGAUGGGAGAUCUCCCACCUGUUAGCGCGUUGUGGUCCGGAGUGCAGGAUCAUCAUCCCGCGGUUUGUGAUCUGCAAUGGCGGCGACGGCAGUAAGAGUAACAAUCCUAGGGACUGCUACUGCCCGAAGGUUAUGUCAUAAAGUUAUUAUUGGAAAGAACUUCGCAAGUGGUCCGUGCAUUUUCUUUGUUCGUCAAGAGGAUAGCUGUUUGAGUGCGCGAAGAUCACACGAAGAUUAAUGGUCGCCAAUUGGGUGUGUGGUGAGAAAUAUGAUGGUGAUGCGUUAAACCAGUGAAAAAAUAUACAAAAAUCAUUCUUCUGAAGUUGUGGAAGUGCUGUGGAAACCUGCAGUGAGAAAAGCGGAGAGUGUUGUGGGUUUGAAUAGGCCGGGAGUGAGUCAAAAUUUUGAAGUUCAAAAAAACCCGUACCAAAAUGGCAGAGGAUGCCACUAACGUUGGUGUUAUCAUGGGGGGUAGAUCGAAUGGUGAUGAUGGUGACGAACCGGCGCGUCGGAGCAACAUAAAUGGUGGUAGCCGCUUUGGAUCCUUCCGCCCCGUGCCCAUUUCGGGGCCUGUGCAUCUGAUCUCCAGUCAGCAGGGAAGUCCAGAUUCGUCGGCAGACGAGGAGGCGAAAUUGUUGCACAAGCAGAAUUUCUUCAAAACACUCCAAGCGGUGGAACGGAUCGGUGAAGAGAGGUCUCCAGAAGUUGAGAGCGAAGGAGAUAUUGCCGACAAUGAAAGGGAAAAUGGAGACCUAAAAGGACGGGGAGAUGGUGGCCUGGGGGUGUCUGUGAUCGAUAUUGCAGACAGCGGCGGGACCCAGCCGUACAAAUCAUCGCUCAAGGGCAUGAAGAAAAAUGUGUUCGAAAAACUCUACGACCGACUGUUGAAUGCGUUCGAUGUAUCCAAGAAGUCCGAACGCCCUUUCGUCGGCCUCAUUCUGACGACCCUCGUACUGUUGAUAGUUCUGAUCGUUCUCAUUAUCGUCUGGCCUCGCAUUCCGGAGUAUCUCACCAAGGAGAUUUGUGUGGAAACGGAAUGUAUGGAGGCAAGCAAACAGAUCCUCGCGUGGGCCAAUCCGCGCGCAAACGAAUGCCUCAAUCCAUACGAGUGGGCCUGCGGCCGAUUUGAAGAAGAUUUCGGAAAGCACAACUUCUUCGAGGCGCACAAGGGCGAGUGGAACUUUAACACGCAUCUGCACUAUAAAGACACGAUGUCCACCUACGAGUUUAUCUUCAAGUUGCCCUCGGUCAAGGGACUAGGCCACACCGUCAAGAAGCUGCAUGCAUUCUGCACCUCGCUUGAUCAAACGACCACCGGCGACACGACAAUAUGGCUGAAGCGGGUGUUUCGCGAAUUGGGUGGCUCGCAGCUGUUUCCCACUAGCGGAGGCAGAGGAUUAUCCAGAUGGGACCUGCCAGAGCAUCUGGCCAAAGCGCAAGCGAUGUACGGAGUGUCAGCAUUCUACAAGAUUGGAAUCGAUACCCGAAAUGAACCCCCCUUCGACUACAUACUCACCCUGACCGAGGGCGACUUGGGAAUGCCGAACAAGGAGUAUUACGCCCUGGACGAUAGCCAUCCGAUUAGCCAAGCCUAUCGGACCUAUCUGCGGGACAUUUACACCAACCUGAUGGCUUCUACCUCAACCAAGGCCUACCAUUACGCCGAUAUUAUCUACAACUACGAGAAGCGUCUCGCAUUGACUGUUGCAAGAUUCGUUAAUGAUGCCGCCGACAACGCAACCCGGCCCCGGAUCCGUAAACUGUCCCAGGUGGCAGAUGAUAAAAGUACACGGUGGCUACCAAUCAAUCGAACGGCCAGUGCCAUGUUUCCGCUAAGAAUAACCCACGAUACACCGGUGUUGGUGGACAAUCCGGCGGUGUUUAAAGCGAUAACCCAGGUCAUCCAAACUACCGACAUCGAAACGCUGAACCACUUCGUGAUAUGGUCCGUCAUACAGCGCUACCUUCCGUACAUGUCUAGCGAUUUGCGGCAGUCGCGUUGGGAAUUUGACAAGGUCUUGUACGGGGUCAGAACGAAACCACCGUUCUGGCACUCGUGCACCGAACUGAUCCAGCAGUGGUUGCCAUACGGAUUGGAGGCGCUACGCGAAAAUCCAGCCCUGAUCGUGCCUGAUUCGAUGACCCAUCCGGCGGAAAUAGAUUUGCCAAAUCCAUACCACAGCUCACACCUGGUAACCAACGAGCAGCACGUUCAGUUCGACGACGAACUGGUGAAGAUCAUGUUCUACCACGUGAGAGACGAGUACAAACAGGCGGUAAUCAACGCCGAUUGGAUCAACGGAAAUGUGUCGGAAUAUAUUACCGACAAGCUAUCGCGGAUGAGGAUUCAGAUUGGCAUUCCGAAUGAUCUUCUGAAGAGUGAACAAACGCUGGGCGAAUACUAUCGGGAGUUGUAUAUGCCAGAGUUUUUGUUCAUGGAUAACAUAGUCGCUCAAUGGGAGAGCGCGAAAACGACGAUGAAUCGAUUGAUGGGUAACGUGACGGAAGGCGAGAGGAUCAUAGCAGAACUGUACCCACCGAUCGCGUCCGGAGGACGCAAAGCCCCCGUGGCUAACAUGAAGUACUCGAUCAGUCUCAAUAUGGUCAUCAUUUCCAGGCAGAAACUCCGAGAGCCAUACUUUCACAUAAAAUACCCUUUAUCGCUUAACUUUGCUCGUCUUGGAUCCGACAUUUCCCUUGUGAUUCAGGAUGCCAUCAACACCUUUGCCGAACAGUUAAAAAAUAUAGAAGGCGAUAAAUCGCAGCACUUUGGACUAUCGUCCGCACGGUUGGGAAACAUUUUCAGCAAGCAGGCACAGAGAUGUGUUACCAAUUUUGCGUCUUCCAGCGUUCCCAGUGUCCCCAAGGGCACCCCGAAGGACCGCCAGCUGGAACGAAUCGGGAACGUCAACCGGCUGAACCUCUAUCUGGAAGUGUCGUCGGUCGGUAUGCUGACGAGGGCGUUCGAAACUCUGGUGGAGAAAAUCCACCGGAACGAGCGCAUAUUCGAGAGUGCGAUAUCGGAGAAGACUACGUACGAGCUGUUGGGGCUGCGCGAACGACACCUCCAGCCCGGACUGCGCAAAUACUCCGAACAGCAGCUGUACGCGCUGGCCUACAUGCAGAAGCACUGUGCCGUGGCGAGUGUUUCGACGAAGCGUCUCACCAGGCUGCAGUUGGUCCACGACAUUCCCGAGACGGAGAAGUUCGAUUUCAUAUGGCACCAUGUGUUUUCCAAAGCCAGCAGCAUGCAAUGCGGCAGCAGCAGCACCAACGGUGAUGGUGCACAAAACGGCCGUUGCAGCCGAAUUCUUUGAUUAACCCACCGUCGUCGCACUGCAGUGGCCGCCACAGCAGCAGCGGAUGCUGCGGCCGUCGAAUCAGGUGCCAAACAACAACCUACCAAAAAGCAUACGAAACUCCUCCCAGUGUCUUACUACGAUCCCGCCUUCACCGAUCCUUACUUUGGUGCAGGAGGAACCGGCGCCGGCAGCGGCAGUGGCACCGGUACCCAAUACCCACAGUUUCCGCCGGCGGCAACUGGAGGUGUGCUGCCGACGGGGACUGUUAUCGGAGGCAGCAGCAGCGGUGAUAUUGUCUAUCCUAAAAUCGACGUUAAUAGUAUAUUCUUCUGAGAUGAACCCGAAAGGAGGACCACAAGCGAGUAAACCGACGCGAGAAUGCGUAUGAAAUUUGUUGGCGCGAGAAUGGGCAUGAGAGAGAAAAAAAAGGUAACUUAACCGUAACUUAACUGGAUUCCCAAGUUCGUUUUUUCUAUUGUUAAUAAUUUUGAACGUGAGUCGUAAUCGAUUCCACUUCUCGACGUUAUCGAUGAGAUCUCUACUGAAUAAGUUGAUUUUCUUUGAACAAAUGACAUGUACAAAUUAAUGUAUUUAAUUUUUGAUUUUCAAUGUGAGAUUCUUUUUUUUUGUUUUGGCGACCUUUUGAUUGGAUCAAACAUCGGAUCGCCGAGAGAGAAAGAGAGACAAUUUUCCUUUCUUUUGAAUAAAAGUGUUGAACAAUGAAAUUUAUCGAAUUAUGUGCAUACAAUCAACCUCAUGAGGAAGGAUUUUCAUGAGAUGAGCGGACCAAUCAAUGCCCUGCAAAUGUAAAAAUAAAUACAAACGUUGAAACGCUUUGUCCCAAUAUAUAAAUAUUCCAAACGGCGAUUGCGCACCACGUGGUUGACAAUUACACGCACGUGAAUUGUUUUGUUUUAAAAACUGCCGCAAUAAAAUUUAUGCAAACGUGUUGAAAGGGGAGCUACAUGUUUUCCCCUAGAAUAGCAUUAUGAGGAGGCUAACCACAAUUGCCAGAUUGCUUUGCGUGACGCGAGACAACGGUAUUGACUUGUACAGGAUCUGACAAAAUGUUUAGAAACAAUGUAAGAUAAUAGGAAAUUUAAUUGGUCAUGGAGCAUGAUAAUAGAUA